AUGAUUUUAAAAGAAAUUAUUGUGAUCUUAUUUUUCUUCACAUUCAUUUGUAAUGCUUCUGAGCAAUAUCCAACACCAAAUGCACUAUGGAUAGGUACAGAUUUUUCGGGUAAACAAUUUCAGCCCGGUGAUUGGAUUGAUUGGGAAGUUAUGGCACCAGAAAACUACGAUGGCACAUAUAGUAUACUAUUAGUAAAUCGUGAAAUUAGGUCUGUGUUUGUAACGCUCCAAUCAGAAGUUUACUUUGAAGCUGGACUUAACAAAUUUUCAUUCGAGAUUCCAUCGAACUUGGAGCCGAGUCCUGUAUACUUCAUCAAUUUUCGAGGCCCUAAUCGAGAGGAUUACUCAGCCACUUUUACCAUUGGAGAACCGGGGUACGGAGUUACUAUAGUGAGCCCUGCUGCGGGUACAGUUAUGCACCCCGGUGACAUAUUAGAAGCUAGUUGGUAUGGGAAUUACGAUAAACCUGAUGUUGAUGACAUUCAUUUCAUUCACGCAUUAUUAGAACCAGCAGUAAAUAGUGAUAGACCUCGUACUUAUCUUUUCCUACCUGAUAGCAAUAGAGAAGAUAUGUAUAUAUCAUUUGAAUCACAAUAUUUACAGUGGCGGCUACCAGAUGAUAUUUUGGCACCCCGAGUUUGGAAAUUUGGUUUUCUGUUUAAUACAAGUGACGGUAGUUUUAGUACAAUUGUUUCUAGCGGGUCAUUUUUAAUAAAUCCUGAAGACGACGACCAACCACCUAGUGAUUCAGAGGAUCCAGAAGAUCCAGAGGGUACCGAUUCAGAGGAUCCAGAGUACACUGAUCCAGAGGAUCCAGAGUACACUGAUCCAGAAGACCCCGAUUAUUCAUACGAAGAAGACCCCGAUUAUUCAUACGAAGAAGACCCCGAUUAUUCAUAUGAGGAUCAUCCAUAUGAAGAAGACCCCGAUUAUUCAUAUGAGGAUCAUCCAUAUGAAGAAGACCCCGAUUAUUCAUAUGAAGAAGACCCCGAUUAUUCAUAUGAGGAUCAUCCUCGAUAUGAAGAAGACCCCAGAAAACCCUGA
Molecule: messenger RNA, 1044 nt
Organism: Racocetra persica
Lineage: Eukaryota; Fungi; Glomeromycota; Glomeromycetes; Diversisporales; Gigasporaceae
Source: the annotation of a GenBank genome assembly